Sander lucioperca (pikeperch) is the source of this 2933-nucleotide messenger RNA. It is a transcript of the gene cpm, whose product is annotated as carboxypeptidase M. Gene Ontology annotation, molecular function: zinc ion binding; metallocarboxypeptidase activity. The transcript is spliced from 10 exons. The record is from RefSeq and is a predicted model, not a curated record. Lineage: Eukaryota; Metazoa; Chordata; Actinopteri; Perciformes; Percidae. Gene Ontology annotation, biological process: proteolysis. Bases 230 to 1630 code for a protein of 466 amino acids. Gene Ontology annotation, cellular component: cell surface.
CACACACACACACACACACACUUCUAAGCUCCGCCUCUCCCCGAGAGAGACAGGGAGACCCGCUGGUGAAUUAGUAACAUUCAUUCAAAGAAGCGGACAGACACAUACAGGCCCGUCGGUAAACUGUCUCACCUCUGCACGAGCAGCAGUCUCGUCACUGUGGUCGGUGCUGGUCGGUGUUCGAGUCGCAUACGGACCGGCGAAGUGGCAGACAGGUCACACUGCAGUGAUGUCAUCAGUCCUCCUCUUCCUCCUCCUCUUCCUCAUCCUCACCCCGGCCUCGACGUUGGAGUUUCAUUACCACAACAACCGUGAGAUCGAGCAGUACCUCCUCCAGGUCAACGCCUCCAACCCCGCCAUCACACACCUGUACAGCAUCGGCCAGUCUGUCAGAGGGCAGCAGUUGUGGGUUUUGGCUCUGGGUCUCAGUCCUCGCCGUCACACCGUCGGCAUCCCCGAGUUUAAAUAUGUGGCUAACAUGCAUGGAAACGAGGUUCUUGGCCGGGUGCUGCUGCUACAGCUAAUCGACGACCUGGUGCGUGGUUACCGUAACAACGAAACGUGGUCAUUGCAGUUACUGAAUAGCACCCGCAUCCACAUCCUGCCGACAAUGAACCCAGACGGCUUCGAUGCAUCAGACACAAACUGCCAGUACAGCCAGGGCAGGGCCAACUAUAACGGCGUUGAUCUGAACAGGAACUUCCCCGAUGCUUUCGCUGGUCUCCGGAGGCAGCCGCAGCUUGCCGAGCAGAAUCGCGAGGCAGAGGUCAGAGCUGUGAUUGGCUGGUUGAGGACCGAGAGUUUUGUUCUCUCUGCCAACCUUCAUGGAGGUGCUUUGGUGGCCAGUUAUCCUUACGACAACAGCAACGGAGGCAGCGAGCUGGUGGGCGGGGCCAGCGUCACCCCUGAUGACGAUGUGUUCGUCCACCUAGCCAAGGUUUACUCCUACAACCACGCUUCUAUGCACCAGGGUGACAUCUGCAGUGACAGCAGGCCGUUCCUGGAGGGCGUCACCAACGGAUACCAGUGGUACCCUUUGGCAGGUGGGAUGCAGGACUAUAACUACGUGUGGGCGCAGUGUUUGGAGUUGACUCUGGAGAUUUCCUGCUGCAAGUUUCCUCCAGUCAAACAACUUCCUGCUAUGUGGACGGAGAACAGGAAGUCUCUGCUGGCCUUCAUCCAGCAGGUCCACCUGGGGGUCAAAGGUCGUGUGUUCGAUGGCUCCGGAGUGCCGGUCCAGAACGCGGUGGUGGAGGUCAAAGGUCGCACCAAUAUGUGUCCAUUCAGAACCGACCGACACGGAGAAUACUACAGACUGCUGCUGCCUGGAAACUACAGCUUCACAGUGACGUACCCGGGUCACGAGGUUUUGACGGAGACUCUUAACGUCCCGCAUGGUCCCGAUCACUACUCGGCCAUGAAAUACGACUUCAUGUUACGCCGCAUCACCACGACGACUGGUCGUACCCAGGCUGACCCCACCCAGGCUAACCCCACCCAGGCUAACCCCACCGCUAGCUGUGACUACAAAUUACAGCUGGAGGCAGGCGGAGUCGUCUCCAGGCCCACGUGGGCAGGGCUGGGUGUGAGGCUCGGCCUGGUGGCGGCGCUCCGAUCCCUGGUUGGCUGAAGCUGCCUGGCGCUCGGCGUGACGCUCGCGGGUUUGCAAGAAAACAAACAACAAAAGGUCCUCCAGAGGUUUCUGAAGGUUCACCGUUCGCUACCAGCUUCGUCACCGCAGAAGUAUUCAAACUCGAGGGCAAAGGGGGGGGGGGGGUCAGGGGGGAGUUAAAAGCCCUAAUCACGGCAGAAGGUUCACACAUGUCCUCACAGCACAGAAGCUUUGGGACGUGGUGACUACUCGCCAAGAAGACAUUACAUGAACACACCAAUUAUUUUUCACUUUUGUUAACAUUGCGAGAUAAGACAUGGCCCUGAGUGCCCUGCUAGUUAAUGCAGCAAUGAUUUUGGAAAUCCUUUCUAAGAAGUGAAAUUAACUACUGAAGAGCUGACCAUGUGAGAAAAAUAUGUAUCGACUUUGUAUUUCUGGAAAGAAUUUUUUUUUUUUUUUUUACAAUUUUUUUCAAUACCAAUCCAGGACCGCUCCUAAGAUGAGGAAGAACUAUUUAAAACUUAGGAUUUAAGGGAAAAGACGAUAAUUGUGCAGCCACACUGCCACUUUCCUGCAUCAUAGAGAGACGUUCUGCACAUGAAGAAACAGGUUUUUCGCUGAGAGAUUAUUGUAUUUAAAUGGAUCACAGGAGAAAAAACUGCUGCCUGGGGACUCAGUCUUCCCUGCUGAAAUGUUCCAGCAUGGGAAGGGGCAAAGGUAGUGAUGAGGCUCAUUAAGUGUGGUGGAACCAGACCAUUAUAUGUGAGCAGCAGCACACACACAAAAUUAGCACUUGCAGGCAUUGUUUUUAGAGAGGGUAGUAUUUAAACCAGAAAAGGCAAAUUGCAGUUGUCGAGCGUCGAAAUGAAGCCACCCGGAUGACGCCACACAUUAAUCAUCUGUCUGAACUCAUUGAGGCGCGUUGGAAUUUCAACUCCAGAUGAUUCAGACAGUCGUCACACGUUUGUACAGGCAUUCAUCCUUUGGGCUUAUUUCAUUUAUUUUUGUGUGGGCAGUGGUUCCCAACCUGAGGCGUGAGACAGCCGAUAAGGUGGCAAAAUAACCAGAGGGGGUCACAAGAUGGAUAACAAGAUACGAAAUAAGAGAAAAAUCUAAUUUCUGCCACACAAAUUACCUCUUUUGUUUAAGUUUGCUUGUUUUAUUGUGAAAUAUUAUCUUGUUUCUGAUGUUCAUUGUUAGUAAACGUCCAUAAAUCCACUUAAAAUGAUGGGGGGAGUGGCCGGGUUGGAUCAGUGGGUAGAGCAGGCGCACAUAUACUGAGAGGUUUAUGCCUUGACGCAGAGGUCCAGGAUUUGAAUCC